AUGGCUGAUAAAAGUAUUAGCUCAGUAACUGAUAGAACAAUAUCCGACCUCAGAGAGUCACUUAUAAGCGAGACUGAACCGCUUGCUGUCCGUUUUAGAGCCCUUUUUUCUCUCAAACACGUAGCAAUUAGGAAUGAUUCGCCAUCAGCCGUAAAGGCGAUCGCUGAUGCAUUCUCUUCAAAAUCCGCCCUACUUAAACACGAAGUUGCCUACUGUCUUGGUCAAACCAAGAAUACGGCGGCAAUACCAUAUCUUUGUGCCGUAUUAGAAAAUAAGGAUGAGGACCCCAUGUGCAGACACGAAGCAGCAGAAGCAAUGGGUGCUAUUGGAGACAUUCGAUGUCUGGAUAUUCUAAAGCAGUAUAGAGACGAUGAAAGUGAGGCCACAGUAGUCAAAGAAACUUGCGAGGUAGCAAUCGACCGGAUCACAUGGGAGAACGGAGUUGAACUUAAGGAAGAUCUACACUCAAGUGACUUCAAAUCUAUAGAUCCGGCACCACCAACAGAUGGAAGCCGAUCUGUGGAAGAACUUGAAAGGGUGUUGCUCAACCAGAAGCUACCUCUAUUCCUCAGAUAUAGAGCAAUGUUUAGCCUCAGAGACAUGGCCUCCCCACCUACCCUCACCACAGCAGUCCCUUCAGUGCUCGCCCUCGCCAAAGGGUUCACGGACCCAUCAGCUCUCUUUCGCCACGAGAUAGCGUUCGUGUUUGGUCAAUUGGCUCACCCGGCGUCAAUUCCAGCUCUAACUUACACUCUAAGUGACUUGGACGAAGCUAGUAUGGUUAGGCACGAGGCAGCCGAGGCGUUGGGUGCGUUGGGCGAAGAAAAAGGCGUUAUAGAGACCCUAAAGAGCUUUUUGAAUGACAAGGAACAGGUUGUACGAGAAAGCGUUGUCGUAGCUCUAGAUAUGGCAGACCACGAGAUGAGUGGCGAGAUUGAAUAUGCUCUAAUACCUGAAAUACCCGCGUAG
Blumeria graminis f. sp. triticale is the source of this 969-nucleotide messenger RNA. The record is from the annotation of a GenBank genome assembly. NCBI's taxonomy places the organism in Eukaryota, Fungi, Ascomycota, Leotiomycetes, Helotiales, Erysiphaceae.